This is a messenger RNA of Brassica napus (rape), 2717 nucleotides long. Its product is annotated as salicylate/benzoate carboxyl methyltransferase-like. Gene Ontology annotation, biological process: methylation. Bases 1474 to 2535 code for a protein of 353 amino acids. Gene Ontology annotation, molecular function: S-adenosylmethionine-dependent methyltransferase activity. Lineage: Eukaryota; Viridiplantae; Streptophyta; Magnoliopsida; Brassicales; Brassicaceae. The record is from RefSeq and is a predicted model, not a curated record. The transcript has 6 exons.
UUUGCUGUGUUUCUUUUUUUUUUCUAUUCAAACAUCACAAUAAAAAUCAUCUGUUUUACAGUUGUUUAGGAUCAAUCUUAUGCAGAUGUGAAGUUUCGGAAUAAUUCAUCAAAAAUUUGGUCGUGUUUUGAUGAUAAUGGUAUUUCAGAUAAAAAAAACUUCUAUAUUUGUUGGUAUAUCUAGACAGAAGUUUAAUAAACAAGAAAAUAUGUUUUAGCAAUAUUUCUGCUAUAUAAUUCAAAGGAUUUUAUGCAAAUAAGUCGUAUGGAGAUAUUGUUUUUUGGUAAAAAAAAAAAACUAUUUUCAGUUUGCUUGUAAAAAUUAUUCGAUAAACAGAGAAACCGAUAAUGUUUCAAAAAAAAAACAGAGUAACUGAUAAUUCUACGCGAACAUUAACACAUGGCUCGUCUCUUUUCGCGUGCCACUUAUCUAAAUGUAGAUCACAUAUUCGUGUGCUCUCAUACGAGAGUACGAACCCACAACGAGGACAGGGCAUGGGGGAUACGAAACCAUCAACUAGUGUCACAGCACCCUUGCAUUAAAAUUGUCUUUAUCUAGAAGCUUUCUACAGUGCAUUAGUCCAGAUAACUCUAAGAAGAAACGAUUCCCAACUUUCACCUAGAAAAUCUCCUUGCGCGUAAUACCCCCAAAUAUCCUCCCAAACCUAACUCUUCGCGACUCCGCCGUCACGACCUCCGUUUGCCUCUCCGGCGCCAAUCGGCGUUGCGAGAGGGCCCCUACUGCUCCCACCUUGUCCAUAUUCCUCUCCGGCGUGGUUGAUGUUGGUGAGUGACUCUGCACUUGGUUUUCUUCGGCGUGCUCCGUCGAAAGUUUGAGAUGUGCUUCGAGUUCUGGAGCCCUAGCGACUGCUCCAUCUCUCUGAACCUCUCUUAGCCAGGUUAUGUGUCGCCUCUGCCAGCUUCUGUGUUAUCUCGUCGGUGUGGUUCCUUAACGUCGCUUUGUGGCUAUCUCCAUCAAAGGCUAUCUCGGGUGGCUCCGCUUGAGUUUUGAGGUCUCGGGACUUCUAGCACCGAUGAGGAAAUGACACGUUCGUAUCUUCGAAGGUUCAAGCUUAAGUGAUUCUGCUAAUGAGUGUAGCUUUAGGUUAAACAGAUAUAGGUAACAGAGUUUCUUCGGAUUCCUUGUGCUCGGGGUUCGCUUUGCUACUAGAGGAGGUAGUAAGGCCCAUGAGUGGUGAUGCUGCCCCUUGUUCGAUACCGGCUUAGAGGACGAGUACGGAUUGUGCAAGUUGAGCGCUAGUAAGCUUUUGUGGUUAGUGUUGUCCCGUCUUUUGCUGGAACUUGGUUCAGUUCAUUGUCCCUGCUCGGAUCUAGAGGGCAGUCCUUGAGCGGGCGUGGUUCUGCUCUUCUGAGGAAUAGUAAACUGUUCGGCUGUGAUUGUAAGACUGAUAAUGAGAAGUCUAAUGGCGAUGAUGAGAGAAGUAGUGAAUACUCUUUUGUGAAUGCUCUUAGUAUGAGCGGAGGAGAUGGAGACAACAGUUACUCAACCAAUUCUAUUCUUCAGAAAAGAGUUUUAUCAAGGACCAAAAGAGUGUUGGUUGAAAACACCAAAGAAAUGAUGAAAAAGUUGGACUUUCCUAGAUGCAUUAAAGUAGCCGACUUGGGAUGUUCAUCCGGACAAAACACAUUUUUGGCGAUGUCUGAGAUCGUCAACACAAUCAAUGCAUUAUGUAAAGAGUCGAACAAAAACCCACCAGAGAUAGAUUGUUGUCUGAAUGAUCUCCCUAGUAACGAUUUCAACACAACUUUCAAGUUCAUAACUUCCUUCAACAAGAAGCUCACAAGACAAGGAUCGUGCUUCGUGUCUGCAGUACCUGAUUCCUUUUACUCGAGGCUCUUCCCUCGCAAGAGUCUCCAUCUCGUACAUUCAGUUUACAGUAUUCAUUUUCUCUCUAAGGUUCCGGAUGGUCUGGAGAAUAACAGGAUGAAUGUGUACAUAACAAGUUCAAGUCCUCUAAGUGAACACAAGGCUUACCUGAAUCAAUUCCAGAAAGAUUUUAAGACAUUUCUGAGAAUGCGUUCUGAAGAGAUGGUAUCUAGUGGACGCAUGGUUCUCACGUUAAUUGGCAGAAAGACUCUUGAUGAUCCAUUGUAUAGGGAUUGCUGUCACUUUUGGACACUGUUAUCCCAAUCUCUUCAAGACCUAGUUUUAGAGGGUGUUGUGAGUGCAUCGAAGGUGAGUUCGUUCAAGAUGCCGUUUUAUGAUCCGAGCAUAGAAGAAGUGACAGAUCUUAUAAGAAAAGAGGGUUCCUUCAAAAUAAAUAACUUGGAGACACAUGGAUUUGAUCUUGGUCAUAGUGUUGAAGACUGUAGCUUGCAAUCACAUGGAGUUAAAGCAGGGCAAAAAGAAGCUAGUUGCAUAAGAGCAGUGACUGAGAGGAUGCUCGUUGCUCACUUUGGAGAUGACAUCAAUAUUGAUACAUUGUUUAACAAGUAUGCGCUUCGUGUGUCUCAGCAUGCAAGCUGUAGGAUCAAGACGAGUGUCUCUCUAGUCGUUGCGUUGAUCCGGAAAUAACUUUUGUUAUGUAUUGAUGAUUAACUUUAAAGUACUCAAUGGCUUGUAAUUUGUGUCAUGUAUUGUUGUUUUAUUUUGUAAAUGUGGAUUUGUGAACGUGCGACCCUGAAAUAGACACGAGAUUAAGUAAGGGCUCACACACACUCGAUAAUGAUCCUUAAUUAUAAAUAAGCUUAGAGAAA